UUUGGUUUUGAGUAAGGCUCGACAUCGGUUCAAUUGUUAAAUCUUGAUAGCGUUCGUUCACAAAUAAAUCAACAGAGUGCAAUGUGUUUAGCUGGCUUUUUGGCGGAACUUUUAUGCUGUAUUGCAGAGAGUGUGGAAGAGUUUGAGGAAGUUAAAAUUGUUGUCGAGGAAAUUGAACAAUUUGCUUCUGCUGUGGAUGAAGUGAAGAAAAUCUCAUCAAGCAACGAAGAUCUUUCAAACAGUGAUUGUCAUCAAUCUACUCAAUCCGACGCAAAAUCAAUGCUUGUGAAGAAUAUUGUAGGUGCUGCAAUUCAAGCAAAUCCAACGGUUAGUGCAAUAAAAAAUACGUUGGGCGCCAUAAAAGAUUAUCGAAAUGGUGAAGAAAUUUCAGACAUUGUCAAAGAACGGACUGUUCAAAUGGUUGAAGACCAAGUUCCAAGUGUCGUAUUAAAACAUGCAGAAGCCUAAUUGAAAAAUGGGAUCGAAAAAGUGACGGAGAAUUGAAGAAAAGCAUCAUGUUUUGUAUUAUAUUUAUUGGGAGCUAGUUUUUGAAAUUGUGGAGACUAUUUUAUUAGGCUAGGUGUUAGGAGUAAAAUUAUAAUGCAGAGAAAGAGAGAGAGCGCAAUGAUAUAGUAAAACGGAUGAAAUUAUUGAAUAACUAUGCUAUUCACAGUAUAUUUGAAAUUGUCUAAAAAGCAAGCAUUUUAUUUUUGGGCAUGACAUGAUGGAAAUAAUAUUUCCGAAAAAUAUAUACAUUCCAAAUGCAACCGGUCAGUGUUUUGUUUCUUUGCUUUUGUUUAUUUUCUACUUUUGAUUUCGUCAAUUUUUUCGAAUUGCAUUAAUUCAGCGACGGUAUGGAAAAUCACUCUCGUUCGUUCUAUAGUGACACGCUUCUCAUCAAUUUUGAGCGUUACUCAAGUGAAUAUUCCACAUUGAAUAGCACCAUUCCUUCAUCGAAAUUUGAUCUAUUUAAAAGAAAACCACAGACAAAAUUGUACAUGAAAUGCGUUUAACAAUAGAUGUUCCUUAGGUCGAGAACAAAUGAAUUUCUAAUUAAAAUUUAUUUUUGUAAUAUAUAUUCAUCGUCAUGCGCAAAUGCUUAAUUCAUUCAGUGCAUCCACAAAUGUUCGAAAUGACACUAAAAUCGCUGAUGCUGCAACCGACUCGACCAUAAAUGGUUACACAGCAUUUGGCACCAAUUGUAAUGCAUUUGCAUGAAUCAGUUUUUGUUUUUGGUGCAUCGCAAAUGUCAUACUUUGUGUAAUGGCUAAUCUUCAAUAACUAUAAUUAAAUAAUAAUUCACACUGCAAACGAUGAUGCAUCCAUGUCAGUCGAGCGAGAGAGAGAGAGAAUGAAUGCACAAAUUCAAUUCAUAAGGAAAACUAUAAGACUUUCAACGUGAUUCAAUUCGAGCGAGAG
Messenger RNA from Sitodiplosis mosellana (orange wheat blossom midge), 1419 nucleotides. RefSeq lists its product as uncharacterized. Lineage: Eukaryota; Metazoa; Arthropoda; Insecta; Diptera; Cecidomyiidae. The coding region runs from base 82 to 468 and encodes 128 amino acids. The record is from RefSeq and is a predicted model, not a curated record. The transcript has 3 exons.